AUGGAAACAGAGCGACGUAUUAAAAAGAAGAAUACCCGUGUGGCAGUCGGAUGUACUGCAUGUAGAGUACGUCACGUAAGAUGUAACAAGGAAGGUUUAUCGUGCCAGGCAUGUGUAGAAGCAGGUAUUGACUGCGAACGCGCUCUGCAAGUCCGGUUCCGGACUGGCCUUGACCAAUCAGCUGGAUAUUCAUUCUCUUCUAAUCAAGUCUGGGUUCGACCAAGGAAAUCAUUGGAAUACGUUGACGAAACCGAUCAAAUAUCACAGAACUAUAAGGACCAAGACCAAGACCUUUUGCUAAAUGAAGAUUUGCCACUUAGUCCCGACCUCACGGACCGAGACCAGCAGAUGUCUGCGCUCGCUCACAUAUCACCGGCCUCAAACACAUCUCAAAACUUAUCUUCUUCGUCACAAACUAGCCAUCAUGAUUUAAUAAACUAUACUAGGAAUUUACAGACGUCUCAAAAUCUUCGCAGCAGCUCUGAGCUCGGCUCUUCCCCAGGCUCGACCGGUUUUCGCCCUGCAAUACCAUUUACAACACGCGAGGCCGUGCUGAUCAAGAAUUUUACCGAAAACAUGGCUUUAUGGGCUGAUGCGACCGACAUAAAUCGCCACUUCGAGUUGGAAGUUCCGCGACGGUCCUUGUAUUUCCCUGUGCUACGUUACGCCGUCUUCGCGUUUUCUUCGCGUCAUUUGAAUCGAGACCAGCCAGAUACUUCUACUGAGGCAUUAGAAUACUACAAUUCUUGUCUAAAUGUCUUGAUUGAAGCUGUCGACAAAUUGAAUGGACGGAUCGAUGAGGAAACGCUUGCCGCUAUUGCUAUACUGCGGCAAUAUGAGGAGAUGGAAGCGGAAGAUAUGGAAAUGCACCUAACAGGUACAUCCAGGAUUGUCAACUCAAUGUCAGAGUUCGACUUCAACGGUGGUCUCGGCGAGGCCGCGGCGUGGCUCUGUCUUCGACAAGACAUCUAUGUCUCAUUAACGCGACUUCGACCUUUGAGAUCAAACCUCGAGAAAUACCUCCAAUCUGAUAUAUUUCGACGAAACGAUGAUCCAGCCUACGCAAGUAAAAUGGUCUUCCUUCUUGCCCGAUCUCUUGCUUCCAUCUAUCCAUCAGAUUCGUCAUUUUCCAACGAAAACUUGGAGAGUAUUCGACUGGAGGUUGACGGCUGGUUUGAUUCCAAACCAGCCUCUUUUAAUCCAAUUCUAGAAAAGGGCCGAAAUAAGGAUGAAGGGAGAUUAUUACCUGAGAUUUGGGUACUGUCACCCUUCCACGCCGUUGGCUUGCAAUACUACCAUAUUGCCAAGAUUGUUCUCGCCAUGUCUUCACCUGUUGCUACAGACUCAGUCUUUCAGCAGAUUCGUGAGAGCAAGAAGGUUGAGUAUCUAACUUACUCAAAGCGAACGAUUCGAAACCAUUUGCUUCAUAUAGUAGCUUUGGCACACUCUCACGCAAAGGCAGAAAAUGCUCUAUUCACAGCCAGGCAUUCAUUAUCAGUCUGGGGCAGUGUUUUUACUGAGAAGCUGGACCAAGAUAUGGUUCUUGACCUUUUGCGACAUAUACAACAAAGGACUGGUUGGCAAACGGAUUCACUGAGCUUCUCAUUACAGAAACAAUGGAUACAAGACACGAACGAGGACAGCUAG
This is a messenger RNA of Fusarium venenatum, 1647 nucleotides long. Lineage: Eukaryota; Fungi; Ascomycota; Sordariomycetes; Hypocreales; Nectriaceae. The record is from RefSeq and is a predicted model, not a curated record.